Metarhizium robertsii ARSEF 23 is the source of this 840-nucleotide messenger RNA. RefSeq names its product Glutathione S-transferase/chloride channel. The transcript has a single exon. The coding region runs from base 1 to 840 and encodes 279 amino acids. NCBI's taxonomy places the organism in Eukaryota, Fungi, Ascomycota, Sordariomycetes, Hypocreales, Clavicipitaceae. The record is from RefSeq and is a predicted model, not a curated record.
AUGGCGACGCCGCCCGCCUCAACGGGCGCCAUUGUCUUCUACGAUAUCGCCCAUCGACCCCCUGUAGCGGAGACGUGCUGUUCACCGAACCCAUGGAAGACCCGAUUUGCGCUCAACUUCAAGGGCGUCUCCUACUCGACUUCGUGGGUACGCAUGCCCGACAUCGCAAAAGUACGUCGUGACCUUGGGCAGUCGGCCGGUCGCAAAUUCGCCGACGGCACGGAUUUCUACACCCUCCCUGUGAUCCAGGAUGCUGCCACCGGUGCCACGGUCGGUGACUCCUUCGACAUUGCCGUCUACCUGCAGCGCACGUAUCCCGACUCGGGCGGCGGCGAUUUGCUUCCCGCCCAGACCCUCGACUACACCUUUAACCAGAGCGUCGCCUUCCCGGUGCCACUGUCGGAGCGUCCAGAUGGUGGCUUUGCCGAGUACCUCCGCUUUAACACAAAUGUUGAUGCGGCCUUUACCACCCACACCCCGCUAAUGGUGGAGGGCCUGCCUCUUGAUCCCGCCACCGCUGACGAAACAAAGGCCGAAUUUGUCCGCCGGGCCGGCGUCAGCUCUUGGGAUGACUUCACCUUGACUGGUGGGGCGCGCGAGAAGCUCACGGAAUCCUUUCGGGGCAUGCUGGGCGACCUAUCCAAGUUGUUCCUUGAGAAUACCGACGGGCCUUUUCUGCUGGGGCAGCAGGCCAGCUACGCGGAUUUCAUCGUCGGCGCAUGGCUACGCAUGGCACAAGCGACUUUGCCCAAGCCGGAGUGGGAGGAUGUGCGACGCUGGCACGGUGGUGUGUUUGGUCGACUGCACGAUGCCCUGGAAGCGUACGCCCAAGUAAAAUAA